GCCCUCGCCGUCCUUGCGGCCGCCACCGGGACCGAGCCCGCGGGCCAGUGCGCGACGGGCAACCUGCAAUGCUGCAACAGCGUGCAGAGCGCGAGCGACCCCGCCGCGGCGACGCUGCUCGGGUCCCUCGGCAUUGCCGUGCAGAGCGUCACGGGCCUCGUCGGCUUGACGUGCUCGCCGAUUGGCGUGGUUGCGGUUGGGAGCGGUGAUGCCUGCUCUGCGAACCCUGUGUGCUGCUCGGACAAUUCUUAUGGCGGUCUCGUCUCCAUCGGCUGUGUCCCGGCCACCCUCUAG
Gloeophyllum trabeum ATCC 11539 is the source of this 294-nucleotide messenger RNA. RefSeq names its product hydrophobin. Gene Ontology annotation, molecular function: structural constituent of cell wall. Gene Ontology annotation, cellular component: fungal-type cell wall. The transcript has 3 exons. Lineage: Eukaryota; Fungi; Basidiomycota; Agaricomycetes; Gloeophyllales; Gloeophyllaceae. The annotation marks the transcript as partial. The record is from RefSeq and is a predicted model, not a curated record.